Messenger RNA from Penicillium daleae, 951 nucleotides. RefSeq names its product alpha/beta fold hydrolase. The transcript has a single exon. Lineage: Eukaryota; Fungi; Ascomycota; Eurotiomycetes; Eurotiales; Aspergillaceae. The record is from RefSeq and is a predicted model, not a curated record. The coding region runs from base 1 to 951 and encodes 316 amino acids.
AUGGCCGAGCUCGAGUAUAUCACCCUCACGACCAAGCCCAGUGCAAAGAUUAGCUACGCAUUCCAUGGAGCUACCGGAACAUCCAGCCCAGCCCUGAUCGUCUUUCUGAACGGCCUGGGACUCCCACAGGCCGCGUGGGGGCCGACUAUCAAGUUGCUUCAGGAAAAUCACCAGGGAACUGGAUUACCAGCCAUCCUCACCUAUGACCGUUUCGGUCAAGGCCAAACCACCGAUCUGGAUCCUGCCGACGAGGGAGCCGCAGACCCAACUCAUGGCCACGACUGUCUCGAAGCCGUGAGAGAUCUUCACCAGCUUCUUUCCCAAAUCGCCAAGGACAAGCUGGAUGUUUCCGAUCUUAAUAGAUUACCGCUAUUACUGGUCGCGAACUCGAUCGGUUGUGCUCUCGCGCGCUUGUACGCGCAAGAGUACCCCGGUACUGUUGCUGGUCUGUUACUUCUCGACAGUGUUCUGACCAACUCCGACUUUGUGUCUAUCUUCCCUGACCCAGAUGCCGAGGGUUUUGACGCCGAGAGCCUCCCAUCUGAAAUUACACCCGAGGCCUUGCGUGCAGCUCGCGAGCGUACUCGAAGGAUCUUCCACCCCGAUGUAGGCAACAAGGAGGGUCUGAGUCGGAAGAAUUUGGGAACACUUCUACCGGCGAGCGAUGGCCCGGUUCUUCAAGGACCUCGCGGCCAUCCAUUUGUCACUGUGGUUGGCCAUGACUUUGAGACUUUCGCGGAACACUCGGCUCGCAUGGGGCUCCCGCAAGCUCUGUCGUUGACAUAUUCGAACCCGUACUGGCACAAGUACAAUGAGGGAUUGGUGAAGAUCACGGAGCCGGAGAAGGGCAAGGGUCCUCUGCUUGCGCCUGGUGCGGGGCAUUUCAUUCAACAGGAUUCCCCUAGUUUCGUGGCGCAGGAGCUUACUGAGCUUCUUUCAAAGGCUGUGUGA